Messenger RNA from Symphalangus syndactylus (siamang), 6034 nucleotides. RefSeq names its product solute carrier family 15 member 2 (gene SLC15A2). Gene Ontology annotation, biological process: transmembrane transport; oligopeptide transport. Lineage: Eukaryota; Metazoa; Chordata; Mammalia; Primates; Hylobatidae. The record is from RefSeq and is a predicted model, not a curated record. Gene Ontology annotation, molecular function: oligopeptide transmembrane transporter activity. Gene Ontology annotation, cellular component: membrane.
GUUCUUCAGUUGGGAUCCAGGGACUUGCUGAAUUUCAUUGCAUAUUCCGUUUCCCUGGGGGAAAAAAAGCAAUUUGAAUGUCCAGGGAAACUUGGCAAGCAUUCUUGUCUGGAGAACUGUGUGUGAUUGUUCUUUCUUUACCGAUAUAAAAACUCUGCCCUCAGUUCUCCCUGUGUGCAGAGUCUUCUGCUGAACACCAAUGGAAGUUUCAGAAUAGAUCCAAUCUCUGUUACUAUGUGUUCCCACUUUACUGUGGGAGAUAGGACAGAGAAACAGAGAAUAGUAAUGUUUUGCAUUUAUAUACUCGCUAAAGCACUUCUAAACUCAUCAUCUCAGUCAAUUCUUACAUUAAAAUUCUGUAAGUGGGGAGGAUAUAGUAAUGAUAGCCAAAAUUUACUGAGUUCUUACUGUGGGCCAAAAGGUGAUGUUAUUCUCAUUUCUUUGGAAUAACAGAACAGAGGAUUUGAGACAGGUAUAGUGACAAUGCCAGUAUCAGUAUGUUAACACAACCAGUGGCAGUGUUGCCUAACUAGCUAACAGUGCGUCAGCUAAACUCCAGAUUGCAUAAUUCUCAAGCUGCAAGCUGCAAAGGUAAGAAGCCCAGUUCAUUGUAUGUUUCAAACAAGUUAUUAUAAAACAUUAAAAUAUAUUAAUAUUUAGGAGGACAGUUUAUAUAUAUCCCUAGGGUUAAAAGAAUAAUACAUUACUUUAUUAUUUUGCCUAUUUUUUUAGUUAAUGAUAUCUCUUCUGGUCCCAAAGAAUUUAGGGCUACUUGCAAAGAUGUAUAUACUUCUCAUGAAAUAAGGCAAUAUAAAUCUUACAAGAUUUGACUGUACUGAGGACAGAUACCUCUAUGUCUCCUCUCAUGUUAGUUGGUCUGUUGUAAUAGAUAGGGAAUUGAAAUAAAACAUAACAUUCCUUAUAUUCUGACUGAUAUAUUACAUGAAAAGCAUAAUUCUUUUAAUGUCCAAUAGGAUUAUCAUAAAAAUGUUAUAGAAUCUCUUUAGUAGGAAGAGUAGGCAUUUAAUUUUACAGGAUUUAAGAACUCUGCCUAAAGUCAAGGUGAUCAAUUAGCUUACCCUUAGGAAUCUCUGCCCUCCAUGUUGGGCUCUGUGCCUGGCUCCAGCAGCCUCUGAAGUAGAAGCUAUCAUAUUGCCAGGAUUCCUCCCAGCAUGGCAAACAGAACAGCUGGGGACAAGAGGGGCCAGUCCCCAUAGUGGAGCUAAGCAGAGACUGACAUCUGAAUCUCACUGCUUGGAUAUCAGACAAUCUGUGGCUCCAACUAUCCACUGAGCAUCGCGUUCAUUGUGGUGAAUGAAUUCUGCGAGCGCUUUUCCUAUUAUGGAAUGAAAGGAUUUCACCUAAUAUGUAGGCCAAGAUCAGAAAGGCCUGAGAGAAACCAGAACACAGACUUUGAGAAUGGCUGUGCUGAUCCUGUAUUUCCUGUAUUUCCUGCACUGGAAUGAAGAUACCUCCACAUCUAUAUACCAUGCCUUCAGCAGCCUCUGUUAUUUUACUCCCAUCCUGGGAGCAGCCAUUGCUGACUCAUGGUUGGGAAAAUUCAAGACAAUCAUCUAUCUCUCCUUGGUGUAUGUGCUUGGACAUGUGAUCAAGUCCCUGGGUGCCUUACCUAUACUGGGAGGACAAGUGGUACACACAGUCCUAUCAUUGAUCGGCCUGAGUCUAAUAGCUUUGGGGACAGGAGGCAUCAAACCCUGUGUGGCAGCUUUUGGUGGAGACCAGUUUGAAGAAAAACAUGCAGAGGAACGGACUAGAUACUUCUCAGUCUUCUACCUGUCCAUCAAUGCAGGGAGCUUGAUUUCUACAUUUAUCACACCCAUGCUGAGAGGAGAUGUGCAGUGUUUUGGAGAAGACUGCUAUGCAUUGGCUUUUGGAGUUCCAGGACUGCUCAUGGUAAUUGCACUUGUUGUGUUUGCAAUGGGAAGCAAAAUAUACAAUAAACCACCCCCUGAAGGAAACAUAGUGGCUCAAGUUUUCAAAUGUAUCUGGUUUGCUAUUUCCAAUCGUUUCAAGAACCGUUCUGGAGACAUUCCAAAGCGACAGCACUGGCUAGACUGGGCAGCUGAGAAAUAUCCAAAGCAUCUCAUUAUGGAUGUAAAGGCACUGACCAGGGUACUAUUCCUUUAUAUCCCAUUGCCCAUGUUCUGGGCUCUUUUGGAUCAGCAGGGUUCACGAUGGACUUUGCAAGCCAUCAGGAUGAAUGGGAAUUUGGGUUUUUUUGUGCUUCAGCCGGACCAGAUGCAGGUUCUAAAUCCCCUUCUGGUUCUUAUCUUCAUCCCGUUGUUUGACUUUGUCAUUUAUCGUCUGGUCUCCAAGUGUGGAAUUAACUUCUCAUCACUUAGGAAAAUGGCUGUUGGUAUGAUCCUAGCAUGCCUGGCAUUUGCAGUUGCGGCAGCUGUAGAGAUAAAAAUAAAUGAAAUGGCCCCAGACCAGUUAGGUCCCCAGGAGGUUUUCCUACAAGUCUUGAAUCUGGCAGAUGAUGAAGUGAAGGUGACAGUGGUGGGAAAUGAAAACAAUUCUCUGUUGAUGGAGUCCAUCAAAUCCUUUCAGAAAACACCACACUAUUCCAAACUGCACCUGAAAACAAAAAGCCAGGAUUUUCACUUCCACCUGAAAUAUCACAAUUUAUCUCUCUACACUGAGCAUUCUGUGCAGGAGAAGAACUGGUACAGUCUUGUCAUUCGUGAAGAUGGGAACAGUAUCUCCAGCAUGAUGGUAAAGGAUACAGAAAGCAAAACAACCAAUGGGAUGAUAACCGUGAGGUUUGUUAACACUUUGCAUAAAGAUGUCAACAUCUCCCUGAGUACAGAUACCUCUCUCAAUGUUGGUGAAGACUAUGGUGUGUCUGCUUAUAGAACUGUGCAAAGAGGAGAAUACCCUGCAGUGCAUUGUAGAACAGAAGAUAAAAACUUUUCUCUGAAUUUGGGUCUACUAGACUUUGGUGCAGCGUAUCUGUUUGUUAUUACUAAUAAUACCAAUCAGGGUCUUCAGGCCUGGAAGAUUGAAGACAUUCCAGCCAACAAAAUGUCCAUUGCAUGGCAGCUACCACAAUAUGCCUUGGUUACAGCUGGGGAGGUCAUGUUCUCUGUCACAGGUCUUGAGUUUUCUUAUUCUCAGGCUCCCUCUAGCAUGAAAUCUGUACUCCAGGCAGCUUGGCUAUUGACAAUUGCAGUUGGGAAUAUCAUCGUGCUUGUUGUGGCACAGUUCAGUGGCCUGGUACAGUGGGCCGAAUUCAUUUUGUUUUCCUGCCUCCUGCUGGUGAUCUGCCUGAUCUUCUCCAUCAUGGGCUACUACUACGUUCCUGUAAAGACAGAGGAUAUGCAGGGUCCAGCAGAUAAGCAGAAUCCUCACAUCCAAGGGAACAUGAUCAACCUAGAGACCAAGAAGACAAAACUCUGAUGACUCCCUAGAUUCUGUCCUGACCCCAAUUCCUGGCCCUGUCUUCAAGCAUUUUUUUUCUUCUGCUGGAUUAGACAAGAGAGAUAGCAGCAUAUCAGAGCUGAUCUCCUCCACCUUUCUCCAAUGACAGAAGUUCCAGGACUGGUUUUCCAGUACAUCUUUAAACAAGGCCCCUGAGACUCUAUGUCUGCCCGUCCAUCAGUGAACUCAUUAAAACUUGUGCAAUGUUGCUGGAGCUGGCCUGGUAUCUCCAAAUGGCCAUGAAAAUAUACUUGUAUAAUGGAGAUCAUUCUCUGUGGGUAUGCAAAGUUAUGAGAAUUCCUUUAUAAGUAACUGCCAUUUAGGACUGAUGGCCCUGAUUUUUGAGGUGCUGAUUUAGAGGCAAAAUUGCAGAAUAACAAACAAAUGGUAUUUCAAGUUUUUCUAUAAGCAAUGUAAUUAUGCUACUCACAGGGGCCUCAAGAAUUGGUAUGUAUGAUAUGAUCUGGUCCAGCCUGGUUUGUCAGCUAUCUAGGUUUGAUAAGACUUUAGUAAACUUGUCAAUACAGAUGGUAGGAAGCAGAAUGCCAUUUUAUUAAAACAUAGGAGAAGUUAUAGCUUUCUGAUUAUGAUAGUAUUUUAUUUACUUAUCCAAACACUCCUUUCUCAGUAUGGAUAGAUCAUGGAAACCAGAUCAGAGAUAGUAAACAUUAGUAAACAUGGUUCUGGAGAACAGGAACAUGUGUAAGUUGUAGAAAUCCUGAAGAGCCAGUCAUUCUUUUAUAGAGUACAUUCUUCUUAGCCUCUAUGGCACUGGACUAUGCCCUUCAGUGAACAGUUGUAUAAACAAUAAUUAUAAUUUGCAACCUUGUCUUGUCAAGCUUGCUGACCCAGCUUUUUCUUAUUAUUACACCUUGUCUUGCUUAUUGCAGCAAAUAUUCAAUAACAAUGUUUCUGUAAGUCCAACUUCCUUUAUUAAUGUUUCCAUUUAGCCUCAAAAAUAUCAAAGUAGUAGUUCCUUUUUGAUGUUGUUUUCCUGAUUUACUUUUCUCAUAAGUUUUAAAUACCAUUUCUUCCUUGAAGCCUAGAAAUUUUCUUUUUAUUCAAAAAAAGUUACAUUAAUGCUCUAGGUUUGAGGUUCUAAAAUGGAAAUGUCAAUAGAGGAGCAUGGUCCUAUAUGAGGUUCCUAUCAAAAUUUGUGGGAGUAGGGAUGGUAGAGCAUGAGGGUUUUGUUUGUGUAUGUGUGUGGUCAUGAAAAAAAAUUGAGAAACAUUACCUCACACACAAUGAAUGAAUCGAGGACAGAUAUGGGAAUGUCAUGACUGUGCAGUGUGUUACUAGGAAAAAAGUUCAGAAUCACUAUUCUAGAGAGCUUCAUUUCCAUUGGUUUUAAAACAUUAUUCUCAUGUAGAACAGUGUUGGGUCUCAUACUGUUAAUGUUAAUAGGUAACAAUGUUCAUGUUAGUAGGCACCAGUUAAUAUUAACAGAUAAUGUUACUGUUGACAGGUAAGAGAAAUUGCUGUAAGUGCCCAAGCUUUAUAUACUUCAGUUUUAAUGACAAGCAUUUCAGCAGUACAAGAGUGGCAGCAAGACCAACCAGUUUUUCCAGAUAUCUUGAUGUGAACCUGACCCUACUCCUUUAGAAGACAGCCUGUUCAUUUUUAAAUAGCUUUAACCCAAACUGUUCUAUGACCAUUGUUUCAAGAGACAUUAACACAGUUUUGUAAAUAGAAGUGUCUAUGGACAAAUAAGUUUGGGAAAUGUGGCAUACUGUAUCCUUUACUUAAUAUUUGCAUAUUAAAGACUCUGAGAUAUCCUGCAGUAAAGACACAAGAUAUCUUGUUUAAAUUAACAUGUUAUAGUAUUCUACAGAACAUUGGUUUGGAAAAAACUGUUGAGCGUUUCUUCCUUGUAAGUGCUGAGCUUCCUCUCUGAAACCUCCUACCAUUGUUUUUUUUCCCCUGUAGCUAACAAGAAUAAGUAUAACAGCUGGCCAGGCACAGUGGCUCACGCCUGUAAUCCCAGCACUUUGGGAGGCUGAGACAGGUGGAUCACCUGAGGUCAGGAGUUCGAGACCAGCCUGGCCAACAUGGUGAAACCCCAUCUCUACUAAAAAUACAAAAAUUAGCCAGGUGUGAUGGCAGGUGCCUGUAAUCCCAGCUACUCGGGAGGCUGAGGCAGAAGAAUUGCUUGAACCCGGGAGGCAGAGGUUGCAAUGAGCUGAGAUCGCGCCAUCACACUCUAGCCUGGGGGACAAGAGCGAGACUUCAUUUCAAAAAAAAAAAGAAGAGUAAGUAUACCCCCUUUUACAUGUGGCAGAUGUUUAGCUAUUUGGGGAGAACUUUCAUGGCUCUUCUCUAACCAUCAAGUAUUCAAGGUAAAGAUUCUCGGUUCUUGUAAUGGUUCCUCACCAGGCAUAAUUUGUCCUUUUACCAUCCUACUUUCUCUCUUCUGAAAAACAUUCUUUAUCUGGAAUACAGCAAUUAAUAUGAAGAUAUCUUAAUAUGAAAUACCUGGAGUCAAAUAUAACGUUCCAAAGUAGUCUGACUGGAAGAACUAGCACCUGCCUUUCUUCAAACAAUGCACUUCUGUUAAUGCAGUGUAAGGUAACAUGAGUUGUUUUUGGAAACUACA